AUGGAGCUGGAAGCGCUGCGCUCCAUCUACGAGGGAGACGUGUGCUUCAGGGAGCUCAGCCCCGUGUCCUUCCAGUACAGGAUAGGUGAAAGUGGAGAUCCCAAAGCCUUUCUAAUAGAAGUUUCUUGGCCAGAAACAUAUCCACAAACAGCACCAGUCAUAUCGAUGGAUGCUUUCUUCAACAACACAAUAUCUUCAGCCAUUAAGCAAAGCAUAUUGGAUAAGUUAAUGGUAGAAGUUGAAGCAAAUCUCGGAACUGCAAUGACAUACACGCUUUUUGAAUAUGCCAAAGACAAUAAGGAGGUGCUCAUGGAAAAUCAACCUGUGAACACUGUGACUUCAGUAAGCAAUAGUAUUUCAACUGGAACUCCUGAAGUGCCACCAAGUAAAAAAAAAGACAAAAAGGAGCAGUUAUCCAAAACCCAGAAACGAAAACUAGCCAAUAAAACAGAUAACAAAGGAGAGCUUCCACGAGGAUGGAACUGGGUUGAUGUAAUUAAGCAUUUAAGCAAAACUGGUUCUAAAGAUGAUGAAUAAAGGACUUUGGUACAAGGAAACUCCACCUUUUAAUACAGUGCAAUUCUGGGUCACCAUCUCUCUCUUAAUAACUUUCAUAUUUGUUGAAGUAAACAUUUUAUAAAGCUUGAUUUCCUAACUUGUAAAUCUAGUCACACAAGCUUAUCUAGAGACCAUGUGGUUGUCUUCAGAAAAAUCAACCAACAAACUUGCCUUAAAUGAAGGUUAGAAUGUGACAAAGGAUAUAGGGAGCCAGUGUGGUGAAUAGUGCUGAAGUGUUUAUUAAUUUAUAUUUAGUCUGUAGUAAAAUCCUGUUAUAGUGAACCCAAUGAUACUGUAAACAUUUCCUGAUGUUCUUAUUCCAAUUGAAGAAAAAAGCACUAUAACAGUGAUUGGUGGCUUGAUGGCUUAAUUCAUCAAAAUAAAUUGUUCCGUGGAAAUAAGACCUUUGUCAUUUGUUUAUCUAGUAUGAGUUAGAAGGAGGACAUACAAAUUGUUGCAUUGCAGAACAGGCUAGAGCUUGUGGUCUCAUUUUCACUAGUAACUGGCUGAAAUAGUAAAUACUAGUGAAAGCAAGGCCAAAUAUUCUAGUCUGCUCAAAAAUGAAUGGUUGAAGCAGGAAUGCAGCUUCUUUAUUGUGCACAAUAUCCAUCUGUUGGUCUUUCUCCAGUGUGCAUGUUUACAGACAGUGGGAUGUCUGAGGAGGGACAAAAGUGCUUUCUUGCACGUGUCUCAGUGAGUGUUGGGAUUUUGUAACUGCUUCAUUGGAGAAAUAGGCAUUCUUUGGAGGGAUUUCCUGACUAACUGGUAAUCAGUAAUCCAUCAAACAGUUUGGGAGAAGUUCUUUGUGAGAGCUCUUUUCUUUUUUUUUUCCCUAAUCUGCUCUCUUGUAUAAGAAGGAGAAGUCAUUUUUACUGUAUGAACUGUCAUUGAAUACAAGAUGCCUUAAUGUCUUUUAUUAUUUUUGUUUGUUUUGAGAUGAACUUUAAUAAAUGCCUAUUUAUCUGC
This is a messenger RNA of Zonotrichia albicollis (white-throated sparrow), 1524 nucleotides long. The record is from RefSeq and is a predicted model, not a curated record. NCBI's taxonomy places the organism in Eukaryota, Metazoa, Chordata, Aves, Passeriformes, Passerellidae.